AUGAAGGUCAACGAGUCCAGUCGUUUACAUAUUAUACUGGGUGGUGUAGAACGUUUUGGGAAAAUGAACCCGAAAUUGAUAUAUGAUAAAUAUUUGAAAGGACCUUAUAUCCAUCAUGAUAAUAGUUCAGCCUGCAAACGUUAUGCUAUUGUUGCUCGAUGGCCUGAAUUUAAAGGUAUAUGA
Messenger RNA from Loa loa (African eye worm), 183 nucleotides. RefSeq lists its product as hypothetical. Lineage: Eukaryota; Metazoa; Nematoda; Chromadorea; Rhabditida; Onchocercidae. The record is from RefSeq and is a predicted model, not a curated record. Bases 1 to 183 code for a protein of 60 amino acids. The transcript has a single exon.